This is a messenger RNA of Ooceraea biroi (clonal raider ant), 859 nucleotides long. RefSeq names its product histone deacetylase complex subunit SAP18 (gene Bin1). Gene Ontology annotation, biological process: negative regulation of DNA-templated transcription. Gene Ontology annotation, cellular component: nucleus. Gene Ontology annotation, molecular function: transcription factor binding; transcription corepressor activity. Lineage: Eukaryota; Metazoa; Arthropoda; Insecta; Hymenoptera; Formicidae. The record is from RefSeq and is a predicted model, not a curated record.
GGAAACAGUCUGUAACAUAACCUCUCUGACACUGUUUGGCUCAGUAACUUCGCCAUAUUUUUCAAGCGUGCGGACGUGCGAGCGCAAAGCGACGGAACUCCGACGCUCUGUACUUGAAAACAGUGUGAUUGUUUUGCUUCUGGCUACAUAAUAAGAGAAAUGACAUCGGCAUUGGAGUCCAUGGUGGUUGACGAAAAACAACUCCCCGAGAAACCGGUGGACAGAGAAAAAACAUGUCCUCUUUUACUGAGAGUGUUCUGUAAUACUGGACGUCAUCAUAAUAUAAUGGAAUACAGCAGAGGAAACGUUCCUUCUAACGAACUGCAGAUAUAUACCUGGAUGGAUGCUACUUUGCGAGAAAUUACUGGCUUAGUUAAGGAAGUAAAUCCAGAUGCUCGCAGCAAAGGCACGUAUUUCGACUUUUCACUGGUGACUCCUGAACUACGUAAUUCCGGCUACCGUAUGCGUGAGAUCGGCGUGACGUGUUCUGGGCAGAAAGGUGCCGACGAUAACAAAACACUUGCACAAGCCAGGUUUACUAUAGGAGAUUAUUUGGAUAUAUCAAUAACGCCACCGAACAGAAUGAUGCAACCAGCAAUAAGACGUGGUGGUUUGCGCCAGUAUUAGGGUAACUUCGUAUAAAAAUUAUAAUAAAAACAUUUUUAUUAUAAGCAAUAUCUUAUGUGCGUGUGAUACGCUACACAAUUCCAUAAGAACUGCCUAAUUAUUUUUGAACAAGUAUUGAGAAUGUAAGAUUGCCUUUUCAUUUUCCUCUGGACUCUUUUCUAUCAAAGUUAACAUUUUUUGUUCAUAAAUACUUGUGUAUGUGUGUACGAAACAAUAAAGUUUCUUCAACUUA